Messenger RNA from Chenopodium quinoa (quinoa), 1875 nucleotides. RefSeq lists its product as uncharacterized. The record is from RefSeq and is a predicted model, not a curated record. The transcript is spliced from 6 exons. Gene Ontology annotation, biological process: DNA transposition. NCBI's taxonomy places the organism in Eukaryota, Viridiplantae, Streptophyta, Magnoliopsida, Caryophyllales, Amaranthaceae. The coding region runs from base 1 to 1875 and encodes 624 amino acids. Gene Ontology annotation, molecular function: DNA binding; transposase activity; zinc ion binding.
AUGGCGUCGACAGAGAUUGCUGGUGAUGUUGAAUUUGUAGAUGUUAAGGUUAGAUUAGGGGGUGUGUUUGUGAACAAACAAAUAAAGGGGAAGACUUUGUGUGGGUAUGAGGGUGGGUGGGAUUAUUGGAGGUAUAAGUGCAAAGUUAGUGAGAUAUCAGUGAACCUACUUAGGGAAACCUGCAUUUGGGGGUUUGUGAAGUUUGAUUUGCAUGUGCCAAGCAUGUGGAGUAUUUGGUAUAAAAGAAAGGGGAAGACUUGGUCAAAUGGUAAAAAGGAAAUUCUGAGUGAUGAUGAUGGAGAGUUCACUUCUGAUUCAGAGGAGUUGGAUAGCCCUAGAGAUGAUGAGCAAGAUAAUUGUCCAUGGUUUCAUGCCUCAGUGGACUUUAAAAAGCCUAUUCAGUUGCUGAAAGGACAGAAGUUCCUUAACAACAAAUUGCUGAGGAAAGCUCUAAAGCUUCUUGCCAUUGAGAAUAGGGUCAGAAGCAAUCUGAACCUUACUGCUGAAUUUUUAGCUGAGAAGUACAUUGAGGAUCGGAGAAGUGAGCCAGGGUGGAAAAUAAAAAGCUUCAGAAGGAGGGUUUUAGGUGAUUUUGGCAUAGAAAUUACAUACAGCAAAGCUUGGAAGGCAAGGGCAAGGGCUAAGCUCAAGAUUUACGGAUCAGCAGCAGAACAAUAUGCAAGAGUGUGGGACUAUGGGAAGGCUCUCAUGCAGUACAGCCCUGGCAGUGAAUGUAAUGUUGUGGUUGAUGGAUUGGAGCAGAUUGAGCCCCCAUUAUUCUUGAGAAUGUUCAUAUGCCUUGCACUAGUGAGGAAAGGAUUUCUGUCUGGUUGUAGACCACUAAUUGGGGUUGAUGGAUGCCAUCUCAAAGGUCCAUACCCUGGUCAGAUACUAGUUGCAGUUGGUAAGGAUGGCAAUAAUCAAAUUUACCCUAUUGCCUGGGCUACAACUGAAAUAGAGAAUACAGAGACAUGGGUUUGGUUCCCUGAGAGCCUGAUGAAAGCCUUAAAGGAUGAAAAUCGAGGCCUAGGAUAUACCUUUAUAUCUGACAGGAAAAAGGGCUUGGUAGAAGCUUUGCAGCAGGUAGUUCCUUAUGCAGACACAAGGUACUGUGUCAGACAUAUAUGGGCUAACUUCAAGUUGCAGUUUAGUGGAUCCACUUUCAAGGAGUUGUUCUGGUUAGCAGCAAGGGCAACAACAUUGUUUGACUUUGAGGUAGCAAUGGAGUCAAUAAGGUUCUUGUCUGAGGAAGCUUAUGAAUAUCUUGCUAACAUCCCAGCUAAACACUGGUCCAGACAUACAUUCAGUACAUUCCCAAAGUCAAACAUGUUGCUCAACAACAUUUGUGAGACUUUUAAUGUUGUAAUCAAAGAAGCAAGGGAUAAGCUUAUUCUGACUCGGAUGGAGUGGCUUAGGAGGUACAUGAUGAAAAGAAACAAUGAAAAAUGGGAAAGUUUUCUGAAAAUGGAAGGGAAGGUUGUUCCAUAUGUGAAGAAAACAUUCCAAAGGAUAGAACCAGCUGCAAGACAUUGCAUUGUGCAAGUUUCUAGGGGUGACAGUUAUGAGGUUGAGCUUAACUCUGACCUAGUAACAGUUGACCUAAGCAAGGCAACAUGCACUUGCUUCCACUGGGACCUAACUGGUAUCCCCUGUGUCCAUGCAUAUGCAUGCAUCAUGGACAAAAGGGCAGACCCUGAAGAUUAUGUGGACAGUGCUUACCUUGUGUCCACAUACAUGUUGGCAUACAGGCUUGAGAUUGCACCUAUGCCUGGUCCAAAACAUUGGGAAAAGGUUAAGCUGAGGCAACCACUACCACCAGCCAUCAAAGUCCAGCCUGGGAGGCCUAAGUCUAAGAAGAGGAAGUUGGAGCAGUGA